UCAGCGCAACCAAACGGAAAACGAGACGUGACGAAAGAAACGUAAAAUCCAAUUGCAUUUUGAUUUUUUUCCAUUUUACAUAAUUAAAGUGGCAAGGAAUAUGGAAUACGAUCCGAGUUAUCAGCAGAUCUGCUCGACGCGCACCGUUCAAUCGGAUAAGAAGGGUUUCUUCAACGAGUUCUACCUGGACGUGAAGGAGGCAUGUGGCGACAAGUGGCUGCAAAACUAUUUCGGCAAACUUAAAUCGAAUGCGGCACGCAUCUUGUCCAUCUUCAGUGAUCGCGAGAUCUGUGAUCCGGUGCUCGGCGUCUUGGAGCAUGUGCAGCCAGUCUACAAGGAGAAGGAUGUGCUUGUCUCGUCGCAGCGUCGGGCACAGGCCGACAAGUUCCAGCUGAUGAGCAGCAAUGCGGAGCUGGAAGAGGAUCGCAAAGAGUUGCUGAAGCAGGCGCUGAUGCAUGCCAAUCUCGCCGUGAUGCGAGCACCUGCUCCGCAGCUGGACAUGAGUGUGGAUAAUGGUUUAUCGCUGGCAUUGGCCUAUCGUACACGUGCCUCCAUCCUCAUUGGCCUGGGCGAGGGUGAGGCUGCGUUGAGUGACCUCAAGCUGGCCACCAAUUUCGGCAUGGAGUCCAAGCAGAGCGUCGACUACUACUGCAAAAUGGCCAAGGCAUAUGCGGUCAUGGCGGAGAGUGCACGUGCUGAAAUCUCGCUGAAGAUUGCCGAGAAGCUGGCUGGCGCUGAGACAGCCAUAAUUGCAGCCUGUCGCAAGGAUAUUGCAGGACUCAAAGCGGUCAAGCGUGAGCCGGCCCAGAAAGCGUUGGCGCCGGCAUUGGCCCAUGGCGAGAAUCCAGCGCUGAGCGGUGCUGCCAAUGUGGUUAAGCUGGUCGAGACUAAGGACAAGGGGCGCUUUGUGGUGGCCAAUGAGGGCUUGAAGACGGGCGAUGUGGUGCUCAGCGAGAAUCCUGUGGCUGCCUGUCUGCUGCCCAACUUCUUUGGCACCAAUUGUCAUCAUUGCUUCAAGAGGCUGCACACACCUGUUGCCUGUUUGCAUUGCUCGGGGAUUGCUUUCUGCUCCGCCCAGUGCAUGGGAGAGGCUUGCGAGACUUAUCAUCGCUUCGAAUGCCAGUUUAUGGAUCUGUUUAUUGGCUCGGGGAUGUCCAUACUCUGUUAUAUUGCAUUGCGAAUCUUUACACAGGCAGCCAGCCUGGAGGAUGGUCUGCAAACGUCGAAUCUGCUUUUCGAGCAUCUGGUCUCCCAUCAGGAUGUGCGCCAGCCGGAUGACUAUCUGCAGAGAUCCCUCAUGGCGGGUUUCCUUAUGCGUAUUUUGCAGAAGGCUCAAUAUUUUGGACAUCGCAAGACCGAAGGCGUUAAUCCCACUGCUGUCGAGUUGCAGGUGGCAACAUCCCUGCUCGGAUUACUGCAAGUUCUGCAGUACAAUGCCCAUGAAAUCUAUCAUACGAUGGUGACGGAUGAGCAUUGCUUCGAAGGCUGCAAGGUGAUUUAUUUGGGUGCUGGUCUAUAUGGCACCGGUUCCUACUUCAAUCACGAAUGCUGGCCGAGCACAGCGGGCUAUUAUGUGGGCAAAAGGUUGGUAAUGGCAGCCACGAAGCCACAUCGACCCAACGAGAUUGUCGCAGUCAAUUACGGGCCCAUCUUCUCCAAGAUGAAUCUGAAGGAGCGUCAGCGAUCCCUGCGUGGUCGCUACGCCUUCAGCUGCAAUUGUAUGACCUGCCAGGAGAACUGGCCUCUUUUGCAGAAGAUCGACAAGCAAGUCAGAUUCUGGUGCACCUCGGCGAAUUGUGUGAAUUUGCUCAAGUUCCCCAAGGAUUUGGCCAAGGACGUGCGUUGUCCUCGUUGCCGCAAGAACAUCUCGUUGAAGGAAAGCGUCGCCAAGCUCAUUAAAAUCGAGGAACUUUAUCGCGAGGCUGCUGAGGCGAUGCAAGCCCAAAAGACGAAUGAGGCAAUUGAUCUCUUCAAGGAGGGCAUCGAUACAUUCUUCCAGAUAGCAGCUCUGCCACACAAGGAUACAUUAAUUGCCCAGCAGGCAUUGCUGAAAUGUUUGGCCAACACGGGUUCCACAUUCAAAAAGUAAUCUUUAAUGUAUUGUGCGUUUUUUUAUAAUAAAUACUUUAUUUAAAAUG
Drosophila grimshawi is the source of this 2138-nucleotide messenger RNA. RefSeq names its product SET and MYND domain-containing protein 4 (gene Smyd4-2). Bases 101 to 2089 code for a protein of 662 amino acids. The transcript has 4 exons. Lineage: Eukaryota; Metazoa; Arthropoda; Insecta; Diptera; Drosophilidae. The record is from RefSeq and is a predicted model, not a curated record.